Messenger RNA from Annulohypoxylon truncatum, 1834 nucleotides. RefSeq lists its product as uncharacterized. The transcript is spliced from 3 exons. Gene Ontology annotation, molecular function: protein binding. The record is from RefSeq and is a predicted model, not a curated record. The coding region runs from base 57 to 1535 and encodes 492 amino acids. NCBI's taxonomy places the organism in Eukaryota, Fungi, Ascomycota, Sordariomycetes, Xylariales, Hypoxylaceae.
AUUAGACUUCCAUUAUCAGAUUCCCUUCAAGGUAAUUCUUAGCUGAUACAUUCAAAAUGACGCUUCACAAUGAUGCCGCGACUGGCGCCCUCACAAAAACGGCGUUAGACAACUACCUCAUUACUCAAAAGAUCGACGAGCGCAGCACAGAGAAAGGAAACGGCACCAUUGGUUUGACCCCUCUUGCACUAGCUGCGCGAAAUGGUCAUGCCGAUAUUGUCAAGCUUCUCCUUGACAAUGGUGCCGAAGUGGAUGCUUUCUCGUCUUACCUGCGUACCCCUUUAUGGAUCGUGACUUCUCAAGAUCAGGGUGAUAACCGGGUAGAGAUAGUCAGUAUUUUGUUGAAACAUGGAGCUGACGCCAAAUAUUCCUGCCCUAACCUCCACAAUGGGUCCACUCCCCUUGAGAAUGAGCUCGGACAAGGAAAGGAGCCAGGGGUGAUUCAACUCCUGGUACAACACGAAGGCACAACAGAGAAGGCCUUGGAGCUAGCAAUUCAGCUUGACUAUCCGGAGAUUGAUGAUGCCAUGAGGAUCAGCGAGCGAAGAAAUAAUAGCUUCCGCGACUUUAUCGUUAGCCUCAUCACGGCACUCAUCCUCUUCAUCUUAUCAUGGCUUAACAGCAGUGCCCUGAUGGGGGUUGCCAACAGUGUCUUCAACAAGUUCCAGAUCAGCGGCAACAGGACUAGCGCCAUGGCCAAGAAGAUCGAAGCUGAAAUACCACAGCCCAAAACGAAAGAAGAAUUCCAAAAGAGCAUCGGCGACUUCGUGGAAAACCACGGGUUAGGAAAAUUCUUCAGCAAGGGUAACGAACAAUUGCUAGAGGAUAUUACAUCGAAGGCCGUGGAUUUACAAAACGAUGAGACUACGGUCUUGGGCCAACCAGAAAACACUGAGAAUCUUGUAAAAUUCGCACUUUACCAGCCUGUUAUUUAUUGUGACGACAGCGGGUCGAUGAACCCCAGAAACAACCCUCAGGGAGAAGACCGUAUGGAAGAUCAGCGCCAAUUAGUCGGGAGAAUCGCAGCAAUUUGCACUAAGAUCGUGCCUGAUGAACUUGGUGUCCACUUGCGGUUUAUAAACAGUGAACCGCCUCACACUAAUGACCUGAGCGCAGAUUCUAUCAAAGAUAUCAUGGCUCAGGUGAAGCCAUCUGGAUACACUGAGAUCGGUACCCGUCUCCGCGAGCGCAUUCUCAACCCCUUAUUAUAUUCCCAGUAUAACGACGAGGUGAAGAAUAUGAGGCGACCAAUUCUUAUCUCAAUCAUCACCGACGGAGUCCCAUACGGAGGAAGAGCAUCGCAAGAGAAGCUCAAUACACUCCAGGACGAGAUCAUGAAAUGUCAGGACUACUUAGUUGCAAUGGAUCUUCCGCUUCGCUCUGUUGUCUUUCAGAUCAGCCAGAUCGGCAGCGACCCGAAUUCCAAAGACUUCUUACAGAAGCUAAAGGACCAGAAUCUUGAGAAUGUAUACAUUACCUCACGUAAGUUGAACCUACCACACAAGCAACAUCCGAGCACUAACAUAAACUCGUAGAACAACUUGACUCUAAGUUUCGCGAGCUCAGUGAUAACGAGAAAGACCUAGAGGCUUGGGUAAGCAUAACCCCUAUUCCCAGAGCGACUGGUAGAUAGUGAGACUAAUACAACUAUUUUGGUACCUCAGUUAUUCCAAACACUCCUUGAGCCAAUCUUGGACAGGAAAGCCGGCUAAGUCCAAAAACACAGCUGUGUAGAUCUUAAGUGAGGGGUUGUUGUAAGAUCAAGGAAAAGAAAUGAUGGAGACGGACCCGAGGAUCUAUUACUUAUCGACCGGUUUAUGUCGAAUUCAUUCGU